This is a messenger RNA of Odobenus rosmarus divergens (Pacific walrus), 2104 nucleotides long. RefSeq names its product protein serine kinase H1 (gene PSKH1). Gene Ontology annotation, biological process: protein phosphorylation. NCBI's taxonomy places the organism in Eukaryota, Metazoa, Chordata, Mammalia, Carnivora, Odobenidae. The coding region runs from base 143 to 1417 and encodes 424 amino acids. Gene Ontology annotation, molecular function: ATP binding; protein kinase activity. The transcript is spliced from 3 exons. The record is from RefSeq and is a predicted model, not a curated record.
ACGACCCUGUCCGCGGUCCGGAGAGGGUCGGCACAGCCGCCGAGACGCCGAAGACCCCGCCGUCCGCGUGAGGUGUAGACGGGGCACUGCCUGCAGAGCAGGUCCUGCCAGCCUCGCUAGAGAGGAUGCCCCCGUGUCCGUGAUGGGCUGUGGGACAAGCAAGGUCCUUCCGGAGCCGCCAAAGGAUGUCCAGCUGGAUCUCGUCAAGAAGGUGGAGCCCUUCAGUGGCACUAAGAAGGAUGUGUACAAGCACUUCAUCACAGAGGUGGACAGUGCUGGUGCUCUCAAAGCCGUGUUCCCAGCAGCCAGUCAGGGUGCAAACCCCUGCCCUGGUGCCCCCGUUAGCAGCCACACAGAACCUCCCUCAGAACCGCCACGCAGGGCCAGGGUGGCUAAGUACAGGGCUAAGUUUGACCCACGUGUGACGGCCAAGUACGACAUCAAAGCCCUCAUUGGCCGAGGCAGCUUCAGCCGAGUGGUCCGUGUGGAGCACCGGGCAACCCGACAGCCCUAUGCCAUCAAGAUGAUUGAGACCAAGUACCGGGAAGGGCGGGAGGUAUGUGAGUCAGAGCUGCGUGUGCUGCGCCGGGUGCGUCACGCCAACAUCAUCCAGCUGGUGGAGGUGUUUGAGACACAGGAGCGUGUGUACAUGGUGAUGGAGCUGGCCACUGGUGGAGAGCUCUUUGACCGCAUCAUCGCCAAGGGUUCUUUCACUGAACGUGAUGCCACGCGGGUGCUGCAGAUGGUGCUGGACGGUGUCCGAUAUCUGCACGCACUGGGCAUCACACACCGAGACCUCAAGCCUGAGAAUCUGCUCUACUACCACCCCGGCACUGACUCCAAGAUCAUCAUCACUGACUUUGGCCUAGCCAGUGCCCGCAAGAAGGGUGACGACUGCCUGAUGAAGACCACUUGUGGCACACCCGAGUACAUUGCACCUGAGGUCCUGGUCCGCAAGCCCUACACCAAUUCAGUUGACAUGUGGGCACUGGGUGUCAUUGCCUACAUCCUGCUCAGUGGCACCAUGCCCUUUGAGGACGACAACCGCACCAGGCUGUACCGGCAAAUCCUCAGGGGCAAGUACAGUUACUCGGGGGAGCCCUGGCCCAGUGUGUCCAAUCUGGCCAAGGACUUCAUUGACCGCCUGCUGACAGUGGACCCCGGCGCCCGCAUGACUGCGCUGCAGGCCCUGAGGCACCCAUGGGUGGUGAGCAUGGCAGCCUCUUCAUCCAUGAAGAAUCUGCACCGCUCCAUCUCCCAGAACCUCCUCAAACGUGCUUCCUCACGCUGCCAGAGCACCAAAUCAGCCCAGUCCACGCGUUCCAGCCGCUCCACACGCUCCAACAAGUCGCGCCGAGUGCGGGAGCGGGAACUGCGGGAGCUCAACCUGCGCUACCAGCAGCAGUACAAUGGCUGAGCCGCGGGGCUGCGGUGCGGACAGGCCGAGGUCCCAGCUUGGCUGCGCGUUGCCGGGCCCCUGGGGCCCCAUGCCCUCUCUGGAGAUGAGCCUGUAUGGCCAGUGGCAGGUGAAUGGCCCCCACCCCUUCCCUGUCCCUUCAGCAGCCCCCAUCCUCAUCCUGGGCCUGAGACUGGUGUGAGAGUGGAGGGAGCCUAGGGGUCUGUGAGCGCUCUGAACUGGGAGCCUGGCCUGGCACCAGUGCUCUUUUUGGUGGGCAACUGCUCUGCUAGAAGUUGGGGAAGGGGUAGGACAUGGCCUUUAGGCUCCCUUACCCCUUGGCUCUUCCCCAAGACCAAAGAGGCAUGUAGUGCCAGGCAGAGGGUGUCCUGUGGUCCCAGGACUCUUUGGGACAGUUACUUCUGAAACCCUCUUCACUGAACCUUCUUUGGCCCCCCAUAUUCCAUUGCAUCCUGAUCUGUGCCCCAGUGAGAGGCCCAGGGAGGCACAAAGCUUGUGCCUUAGCUGGACUCUCAGCCCCUGGCUAAAUCCAGACAGUCUCCCACUUCCCACCCAAGAUCUGCCUUCCUUCGUGGUGCCUCCAGGGACCCCUCCUGGCCUCAGGACUGGCUAGAACCUCUGAUGGUAGGGCCAUGGCAUGGUCCUUGGCCCUUCUGGACUAUGUGGCCAUGUUGGUAGCAGGCUUGC